Messenger RNA from Frankliniella occidentalis (western flower thrips), 937 nucleotides. RefSeq names its product cilia- and flagella-associated protein 206-like. The record is from RefSeq and is a predicted model, not a curated record. Lineage: Eukaryota; Metazoa; Arthropoda; Insecta; Thysanoptera; Thripidae. The transcript has 4 exons. The coding region runs from base 161 to 937 and encodes 258 amino acids.
GGGCUGUGCUUCCUUUCGUUGCUCCCGGCAACCGGCCCGCGACGCCCGCUGGUUCAAUAGCAGGCAUGGCGUCCGUGAGGGGACGCCUGCUCGAUGCGCUCGACGCCUCCACGGCGCCCCGUCGUCCUGAGCCGCGCUUGCUGCACCGACGGCCGUGCGGAUGCGACGUGCCGGGAGCGGGCGUGCCCCGGGCCCGCGCGCCUCGGCGGCCAGAGUCAAAGUCGCCUUAUCGUCCCGGAGGUCGGCGAGCUCCGCGAGGCCCACGGGAGCCGGCGCCGGCCGCCACGGGGACCUGCUCAUGGGCCUGGCGCACCAGGUCGUCAGGGAGUGCGCCUGCAAGGGGAUUGAGGUCGCUCCCCAACUGGCGCUGGAGGCGUUGUGCCUACUGCAAGUGAACCCGGAGAACACCCGCCAGGGGUCCGUAAAUGUCGUCGGCGAGGCGCUGCCGCCCCAGGAACGCCCCCUGCUCGCGGCCUGCAUCCGCUUCCUGCAGGACAGGAGCGCGCCGGGCCUGGCGGCCACCAGGAUGAGGAUCGCUUUCCGUCGGAAGUACAAGACGCCUGAGGACAUCGCCGCGGAGCACGCGCGCGGCACCGAGGCCAGAGUGGCGCCCCUGCUCGCCGAGGUCCUGGAGGAUGCCCACGACGAGCUGCCCGCGGCCGCGAGCCCUCCGGCCGCCGCGCCACCCUCGCCCGUCACCGCCAAGCUGGCCAAGGUCAGCAAGAAGGCCCUCUCGGCCCGGGACGAGCGCGCCGACAAGGAGCGCCUCUACGCCAGCGUCGUGGCCGCGGCCGUGCUGCGCUCCGGCCUCGGCAGCCCGGCCGACCCUGCCGUCAUCAAGGAGGCCAACGGUACGGUACAGCAGCGGCACGUGUGGCUCACUCCAGGGAGUGCUUCACUAAAUUUUUUUUUUGAUCCCGCGCGUUUCGAGAUGUAG